CGGUCUCUACAUAGCACGCGAUGCCAGGGCGCGACGGUCGUGCUGGACCCGCAGCUCGCAGCAUCAGAAAGGCGGCGCCGGCGCUGGCCGUGCUCGUCUGCGUCUUGCCCGCCGCUGUGCUCGCCCUCACCACUCCGCGUCCCUCCAUCAAUUCGUACGCCGGCCCGUUCAACAUCAUGUUCAGAGAGGCGAGUCCGUGCCCUGAAGGCACCGUCACCCCGGGCGCCUUGGUGGUCAACCUGACGGGCAGUAUCCAGCAUGUACGGUCCGUCAAGUACCCAGUGUACAACGGCCAGCUACUCUUGACGAGGGACGUCGUCGAGGGCGAGUUCGGGGUCAAAGUUAACAUCGCCAAGUGGGACAACGUCGCCGGCUGGAAAGAGAACUUUUUCCGUAUGGACGGCAACGGCGGCGAGUACUGCAAGGUGGUGGCCACCAUCGCGAAGGAUGCCGCAUCCGAGAUUUCCCGCAACAAUCCUAAGUACCCCAAGAACUGCCCUUUUCCUAAAGGUACGUACCAUUUCCGUAAUCUCAGCACUGAACUUGUACAACGCUACGAACACUUUCCAGUCUUCCCCUACGGCCGGUUCAGAGGAGACAUUCUUUUCUAUGAGAUGAAAUCCAAGAAAAAAAUAGUCGGAUGUUUCAGUGGUGUGAGCGAUAUUGUUCCGAAAAUAAAGAAAAGUUGAUAUAAUAAAGUUUCCCAUCAA
This is a messenger RNA of Frankliniella occidentalis (western flower thrips), 710 nucleotides long. RefSeq lists its product as uncharacterized. Lineage: Eukaryota; Metazoa; Arthropoda; Insecta; Thysanoptera; Thripidae. Bases 21 to 689 code for a protein of 222 amino acids. The transcript is spliced from 4 exons. The record is from RefSeq and is a predicted model, not a curated record.